Messenger RNA from Silurus meridionalis, 6130 nucleotides. It is a transcript of the gene kirrel1a, whose product is annotated as kirre like nephrin family adhesion molecule 1a. The transcript is spliced from 15 exons. The record is from RefSeq and is a predicted model, not a curated record. NCBI's taxonomy places the organism in Eukaryota, Metazoa, Chordata, Actinopteri, Siluriformes, Siluridae. The coding region runs from base 277 to 2724 and encodes 815 amino acids. Gene Ontology annotation, cellular component: cell-cell junction. Gene Ontology annotation, biological process: cell-cell adhesion. Gene Ontology annotation, molecular function: cell adhesion molecule binding.
AGAGAGAGAGAGAGAGGAGAGAUGCGAGGAAUGUGGCGCUAAUGAGAAAGCGGAGCUCUGCUGGAACGCAACGAAGGAGCAAAGCCCAGGGGAAGAAUAAAAAAAAAGAGAGAGAGAGAAGAAGGGAGGGGGUAAAAAAAAAGAAUAGUUUGACGAGAAGAAAGACAGAGAAAGACCGACACGCAUGGAAGGGACUGUUAUUCCGUGUUUUGGGAUGUUCUGACGCUCCCCAUGCGGAGAUUUGAGUUUGCGGCUUCGUCUCGGCUCGGCUGAACCAUGCAGGGAGCGCUGCUGCAGCUCCUCGUCAGUCUGGCGCUCUGCUCUCACCCGGUGUGGAUGGCCCGGUUCUCUCAGGAGCCAGCAGAUCAGUCGGUGGUUCUGGGCCAAAGAGUGGUCCUGUCCUGUGUGGUCUUCAAUUACUCAGGCAUUGUGCAGUGGACCAAGGAUGGACUUGCUUUAGGCAUUGGAGAAGACCUUCGAGCUUGGCCUAGGUACCGUGUGUUGCGGCUGGUGGAUGUCGGGCAGUACAAUUUGGAGAUCUCAUCGGCCGAACUCUCAGAUGACUCUCUUUAUGAGUGCCAGGCAACAGAGGCUGCCCUGCGCUCUCGCAGAGCCAAACUCACUGUUCUUAUUCCCCCUGAUGAGCCAGUUAUUGAGGGUUCCCCAGAGAUCCUUUUCACAGCAGGGGUUUCCUACAACCUGAGCUGCGUGUCACGUGGCGCCAAACCCCCUGCAGUUAUAGAAUGGCAAAAAGACGGAGUCCCUAUAGAGGGGGCAGUCAGCACAACAGAGGUGCUAACCGAUAGGAAGCGAGUCACCACGCGCAGCUUCCUACCUGUCAUCCCAGUGGACACAGACACAGGAAAGAACUUUACAUGCAUGGCCACCAACUUGGCUGUGCCCUUGGGCAAGCGCACCUCUGUCACCCUCAAUGUGCACCAUCCUCCUGUGGUGGUGUUGUCCAUUGAACCACGUUCUGUGCUGGAAGGAGAGAGAGUGACGUUCACCUGCCAAGCCACUGCCAACCCCCAAGUUAUGGGUUACAAAUGGGCUAAGGGCGGUGUGGAGCUCCUGGGUGCGAGAGAGAGCGUGUUCGUCACUAAAGCUGACCACUCUUUUUUCACUGAGCCUGUUUCUUGCCUAGUGUUCAAUGCUGUGGGGAGCACCAACGUCAGCAUACUGGUGGACGUCCACUUUGGCCCUAUAUUGGUGGUAGAGCCAAAGCCAGUGACAGUGGACAUGGACUCAGAUGUCACAUUAAACUGUAAGUGGGCAGGCAACCCCCCUCUCACCCUCACAUGGACAAAGAAGGGGUCCAGUAUGGUGCUGAGCAACAAUAACCAGCUGUAUUUAAAGUCAGUGAGUCAGGCUGAUGCUGGCCAAUAUGUGUGUAAGGCCAUAGUGCCCAGGAUCGGCGUGGGAGAAACAGAGGUCACUCUCACUGUCAAUGGUCCUCCCAUUAUAUCCAGUGAGCCAGUCCAGUCUGCAGUCAGAGGAGAGAAAGGCGAGGUCAAGUGUUACAUCGCCAGCACUCCUCCACCGGACAAGAUUGUGUGGGCGUGGAAGGAAAACGUGUGGGAAAAAGAGAAGGGAACUUUACCAGAACGCUACACGGUGGAGCAGAGUAAGCCGUCCUCUGAUGGAGGAGCGGUGCUGUUUACUCUCACCAUUAACAACGUCAUGGAAUCCGACUUCCAGUCCACUUACAACUGCACAGCCUGGAACAUGUUCGGCUCAGGAUCCAUGAUCAUCAAUCUGAAGGAGACUGAAAUUGUUCCAGUGGGUAUCAUUGUUGGCAGCACUGUUGGCUGCUCCAUACUGCUACUGCUCUGUCUGCUUGCAUUAGUACUGUUCCUAUAUCGCCAACGGAAAGGAAGUCGCCGUGGGGUCACACUCGGUAAACCUGACAUCAAGGUUGAGACGAUAAAUAAAGAAACCCACAGCUUAGAGGAAGACUCAGCCAGCGUCUCCACAGCAAGUCGCAUGGUCAAGGCUAUGUACUCGUUUUUGCCCUCUGUGACCCUCUCUCCCUCCUCUCAGCCUUUUAAAGAUGACAUUGAUCUCAAACCAGACCUACGCAGUGACACCUUGGACACACGUCAGGACUAUGAGAUCAAGGACCCGACAAACGGUUACUACAAUGUGCGAGCCUCCACCCAUGACGAAGGCCGUCCUGCCUCUCGCUCCAUGCACUACUCUGACUAUCGCACCUCUACUGCACCCGGUGGUGCUGCAACUGUUAGCGGUAGCUCAGGCACCGGAGCAACGGCAGGUCCUGGAACACCUAGCAGCUUGGCUCCUGGGUCACGAGCCGGCUGCUACGACCCUCGACCUCCUUCCAGACUCAGCUAUGCCCAGUUUAACACCUUCAGCAGACCAAGUCAGUCUCAGCAGCCUCCGCCCAGCUCCGGGCCUCAGACAGGCGACUUUCCAGCUGAAUGUAGUCUCCUAGAUUCAGCACCACAGUUACCAUAUGAGAACUACAGCUACCCUUCGCAUUACCCAACGUAUCGCCUCGGCUUUGCUCCUCCCAGCCUCGCUCCAUUAGAAAGCGGCGCAGCGUACGAGAUUUACGGCGUGGGGCCGGGUGUAAGCGUCGGAGGCAGUGCUGCGACCCCGGAGAGCGGACUCGGGAAGUACGGUAGCUCCACGCGCUUUUCCUACACCUCGCAGCAUUCCGACUAUUCCCACCGACACACGCAGAGGAUGCAGACGCACGUGUGAAGGAGGAGCCGGACCCCUCUUCCUGACUUCAGCACACAUACUCGACCACAUGCACACAAACAUACACAGGAGGAAAUUAUAAAGAAAGGACGAAUGGGUGGUAGGAAUCAGAUCAGAAAGCACAGAAGAGAGAGCGGGAGGGAAAUUUAGAGGUGGAGGAAAUCCUCUCAGCUUUUUCUGCGUAUUUUCUCGGCUCAAGGAGCCGAUAGCGAAAAUCACAAUCAAGAUGAAAAAUAGUAGCAUUAAUGAAAGAUCUAGCAUCGUCAAAAUGCCAAACAGUAUUGGUGUGAAUAUCUUGGAGUAAACAUGGCCACAGACUCAUCUUGAUGAGAACUGCUGGAAGCUUCUGUGUUUGUCUGUGACACUAAUACCACAUGGCAGCAGUGGUCAUGGAAGGCUUUUGUAACGAAAAGAAAAAGAAAACAAGAAAAAAAUUUUUUUUAUGGCUUCUUCAACUCGUCUCCACACCUUUACAAGGCAAAUAUCAGAAAGCAAUAUAAUGGCAAUUACACCUACUAGACUGGCAGUGGUUCAAUGAUGAUUCAUAUACAGUUAAUUCCUUAUAACCAGCCAUGAGCAAAGCACCAAACAAGACACUACAUGACCAUGUUUUCUUAGCUACCAAAGCAUUAAGGGUGUAACGAUAAAACAUGUCGUAAUGCAUCGAGCGAUACAAGGCUCUCAUUUUGAUAUGUCUGCGGGGGCGCAAUACUGAGGUAUAAUCAACAUGUAAACUCCAUCAAACCCACACACUUUUACCUAAAACAUCUCCGUCUUUAUCGCAAAUCAGCUAACAAGCUGUUUUUUACACUGAGUACAGCAGCAACGGCUCCCUUCAACAGCAAUCUGGGUUCUAUUUUGAUUGAAUAGAUCACACCAUCAUGUUGUAAUUUAAAUAUUAUACCUUUUGUAACAUUUUAUUGAACAAAGAAAAAAUGUAAAACACGACUUUAGACAUUUUUCACCGUGAAAUCGUGUCUGAUUGGAACUCUGCAUGUCGUUACACCCCUACAAAAGUACUUGCGAUCAAUUGGACACUAGGUGACGAGAGGCAGAUACACUCACCUGCUUUACCUGUUCGUUAGUAUCUAGUCGUUAUUCUAGAUCGCUAAGCUACCUCAUGAAGCGGGCGACAAGCCUUCUCAAUUAUAGGAACGAAUAAAAUAAAGCGUACAGUAUGGUUCACCAACCUUUUCUUACGGAGUUGUCAAAAUGCUAUCAUUCAAAAUAUUGAAGUUGCAACUCAUAUCAGUGAAUUAAAGCACUUUGGAACCUUUUUUUUCUUUUGGCAUAAAAAUAGGAAGGAAAAGAGACCAGUUUAGGAAGCCAUCACCCAUGGUCAAGGACAACUAUGUUCUUUUUCUUUCACUCAUUCUCUCUCUUUUUCUUCUUUUUCAUGAUGGGACAAACAAUUGGUAUUUAGUGGAAUGCACAAAGGGGACAUCAUAGUGAAAAACAUAUAUAUAAUUUUUUUUCCCAUAGUGUUUUGACAUGGUGAUUAGUUGAUCAUUAAGCACAUACAGUAUGGCUGCAUAUACUUACACACACACACACACACACACACACUAUAUAUAUAUAUAUAUAUAUAUAUAUAUAUAUAUAUAUAUAUAUAUAUAUAUAUAUAUAUAUAGUAUGUGUGUGUCUAUAUAUAUUUGUAUGUAUAUGUCUGAAUUCCCCACUCGUUUCCAUGGUGCUUUGUAGUGGGGGUCAUUGUUUGCACUGCAUUCCAGUAUUCUAGCAUAGAUAAUUACUCUUAUAAUCUACCUGUAAUCUCUCAUUUGCACACUAGGCUAGAGUGUUUGGACUAGUCCCAAAAAUACCGAAUUAUUUUUGUUCUUUCAUAUUUUCUGUAAAAGAAUUGUGGACCAAAGGUUCAUCGUUUCGAGUGUCAGUCUUUAUUUAGGUGAUAUUCACCUCAACAAACAAAAAGGAAAUAUGCAGAUUUGUUUGUGUUUGUUGUUUCUGGACUCAGUAAUAAUGGUGACCAAAAAACAUGGCGUUUUAAAGGGUAUGGGGCUGCAAAAAAGUACGACCCAGCCUUAGGUACACAUACUGAGCUUAGAUCAGGCUGCUAUGCUGUCACCUUCUAAGACAUCAUGAAAAAAGUGGAGCAGAUCUUGUUUAUUCUUGGAUGGAUUUUUUUUUUUUUGGGUUCCCAGGGUCUUUACCAGAGAACAGAAUGUUCAUACAUAUAUAAAUGUAUAUUACAAUAUGAGGUUUACUGAAACCUAAUACAUCGGGGACUGUUGCCACACACAAUAUCACGAAGACACACCUGCUAUUUGUGCCAAACACAGACGCCUAAGUUCGGCAGAAGCAUCUUUCUUUCUUUCUUUUUUUUUUUGACUAGUAAAACUCAGACUUGAUUUAUGGCUAUGAAAGCAGACAGGGUUUUCUGGAUGUAAACAUCAUGAUCAUGUCCAUUGUGAAAGAUGAAGACAAUCCGUCUGGUAAUGGGUUCUUUAUCGCGGAACAGUUGUCGUCUGAGUUUCGAUGCCUUUCGAUUGAAGGAGUCUUGUAAAUAUUUUCCCACGUGUUACUCCUAUUUCAAGUAUUAUUUUAUAUCAUUCAGUGUGAUGCACUCUUUAAAUGCAGUAUUGUUACAGUAUCUACGGUGCAAGAGAAAAUUGGCAGGAGGACUAAGGUUCGGCAGUGGAUUUUGAAGAUUUUACGACCGGUUGUAAAGAAAAAAAAAGAAUAAUAAUGAGCUGUGUUCAUCAUUACUUGGCUGAAGUCCAGUGUGGUGCCAAAAAGCAUUCAGCAGAACGAGAUGCUCAUCAUCAACAGAUAGCACCUUUAUACCCACCUGUGCUGCCCAUUAGUAUGUCCUUAUGGUACAGUUGGUUCAUUAUGAGCAAUUGACUUUGAGAAAGACGGGUUUGAGAAGUCGUGACCUAAUCUGCAUUUGAGGACAUGGUCUUCCUCCAACUUCCAUCGCAAACGACUGAAGCGCCAUGAGGACUUAAAAGAGGGAUUUAUGAGUGUUGAUUAAAAAAAACAAACAAAAAAAAAAGAGUGGCCUUAGGAAAACAUGACUUUUAUAAUCCAACACUUUAUAUGCCAAUUUAAGGCUGGAGGAGAAUGAUGUGCAGUGUGUGUGUGAGAGAGAGAGACUGAGUGUAUCUCUUUGUGUACAAAUAUCUUUAUGUAAUCCUUUACUUCCCUAAAGUUCCUGCUCCAAUACUUUUAUUCUGCUGGUAGGACUGUAUCCUGUAUACUUGUGUCUUAGAAAGCAAAUGUUGACCUUACUGUACUGUUCUUCAUAGUUGAAGCAUUCUACAGACGUACAACAGAAGUUAAUGAGUUUUCUUUUAUUUCAUUAUCUUUUUUUUCCCAAUAUAUUUUUAAAAAUGUUAUGUAAUUAUUUUUUCACAGUAUAUCAAAUAAAAGCACUGUUUUUAUAAGA